This is a messenger RNA of Lepus europaeus (European hare), 3716 nucleotides long. RefSeq names its product toll like receptor 2 (gene TLR2). Gene Ontology annotation, biological process: immune response; inflammatory response; toll-like receptor signaling pathway. NCBI's taxonomy places the organism in Eukaryota, Metazoa, Chordata, Mammalia, Lagomorpha, Leporidae. The transcript has a single exon. Gene Ontology annotation, cellular component: membrane. Gene Ontology annotation, molecular function: protein binding; transmembrane signaling receptor activity; triacyl lipopeptide binding. Bases 1 to 2355 code for a protein of 784 amino acids. The record is from RefSeq and is a predicted model, not a curated record.
AUGCCACCUGCGUUGUGGAUGGUGUGGGCUUUGGGGGCUAUAGUCAGCCUCCCCACGGAAGGGGCUCCUGACCUGCCCUCUCUGUCUUGCGACCCUGCCGGCAUCUGCGAUGGGCGCUCCAGAUCCUUCCAAUCCAUCCCCUCGGGGCUCAUGGCAACGGUGAAAAGCCUUGAUCUGUCCAACAACGAGAUCACCUAUAUCAGAGACAGAGACUUGCAGAGGUGUGUGCACCUCAGGGCGUUGAUACUGAUGUCCAAUGGAAUCGACACGAUAGAUGAAGAUUCUUUCUCUUCCCUGGGCAGCCUCGAGCACCUGGACUUAUCCAACAACCACCUAUCUCAUUUAUCCGCCGCCUGGUUCAGGCCUCUCUCGUCCCUGAAAUUCUUAAACUUGCUGGAAAACCCUUACAGAACCCUUGGGGAGACAUCUCUGUUUUCUCACCUCCCACAUUUGCGAAUCCUAAGAGUAGGAAGCCUUUACACCUUUGCGAAUAUUCGGAGGAUGGAUUUUGCCGGAGUCCGCUCUCUCGAGGAACUUGAAAUUGAUGCAUCCAACCUGCAGAGCUAUGAGCCACAGGGCUUGGGGUCCAUCCCCAACGUGAGCCGCCUGGUUCUCCACCUGAGGCAGCCCACCUUGCUGCUCAAGCUCUUCCCAGACCUUUUAAGUUCUGUGGAGUGUCUGGAGCUCAGAGAGACUGAUCUGGAAGAUUUCCGUUUUUCGGGGCUGUCUGUCACUGAACCGAAUCCACGGAUUACCAAAUUUACCUUUAGAAGUGUGAAAAUCACCGAUGAGAGUUGUAAUGAAAUACUCAAACUGCUGGCUUAUGUGCCUGAGUUACUGAACUUAGAGUUUGAUGACUGCAUCCUUAAUGGAGUUGGUGCUUUUGAAGUACCCGACCGAGACCUAAGUCAAGAUCUGGGUAAAGUCGAAACGUUAACAAUACGGAGCUUGCACAUCCCCAAGUUCUACUUAUUUUACGAUCUGAGUACCAUCUAUUCACUCUCAGAAAGGGUGAAGAGGGUCACAGUGGAAAACAGUAAGGUUUUUUUGGUUCCUUGUUCAUUCUCGCAACAUUUAAAAUCAUUAGAAUACUUAGAUCUCAGUGAAAAUCUGAUGGUGGAAGAAUAUUUGAAAAAUUCAGCCUGCGAGAAGGCCUGGCCCUCUCUGCAGACGUUAAUUUUAAGGCAAAAUCAUUUGACAUCGUUAGAAAAAACCGGAGAGACCCUGCUGACGCUGAAAAACCUGACCGACCUUGACAUCAGUAAGAAUACUUUUCACGCCAUGCCUGACACGUGUCAGUGGCCGGAAAGGUUGAGACGGCUGAACCUGUCCAGCACACGGAUACACAGUUUGACGUACUGCAUCCCACAGAGCCUGGAAAUCCUAGACGUUAGCAAUAACAAUCUCAAUGCAUUUUCUUUGACUCUGCCCAGACUCAAAGAACUUUAUAUUUCCAGAAAUAUGUUAAAGACUCUGCCGGGUGCCUCCUUGUUACCCAUGCUACUCGUCAUGAAAAUCAGCAGGAAUUCGAUCAACACUUUCUCGAAGGAGCAGCUCGAAUCCUUUCAGAAGGUGACGGCCUUGGAAGCCGGAGGGAACAACUUCAUCUGCUCCUGCGACUUCCUGUCUUUGACUCAGGAGCAGCCCGCGCUGACCAGGGUCCUGGCGGACUGGCCGGAGAGCUACCUGUGUGACUCCCCGUCCCACGUGCGUGGCCAGCAGGUGCAGGACGCGCGCCUGUCGGUGUCCGAGUGCCACAGGGCAGCUGUCGUGUCCGGCGUGUGCUGUGCCCUCCUCCUGCUGACGCUGCUCGCCGUGGUCCUGUGCCGCCGUUUCCAUGGGCUGUGGUACCUGAAGAUGACGUGGGCCUGGCUGCAGGCCAAGAGGAAGCCGAGGAAAGCGGCCCGCAGGGACGUGUGUUACGAUGCGUUCGUGUCCUACAGCGAGCACGACUCCUACUGGGUGGAGAACCUACUGGUGCAGGAGCUGGAGCACUCCGACCCCCCGUUCAGGCUGUGUCUCCACAAGCGGGACUUCGUUCCCGGCAAGUGGAUCAUCGACAACAUCAUCGACUGCAUCGAGAAGAGCCGCAAGACCGUCUUCGUGCUCUCGCAGAGCUUCGUCAAGAGCGAGUGGUGCAAGUACGAGCUGGACUUCUCCCACUUCCGCCUCUUUGAUGAGAACAAUGACGCCGCCAUUCUGGUGCUCCUGGAGCCCAUUGAGAAGAAGGCCAUCCCCCAGCGCUUCUGCAAGCUGCGCAAGAUCAUGAACACCAGGACCUACCUGGAGUGGCCCACGGAGGAGGCUGAGCACGCCGGCUUCUGGGGGAACUUGAGGGCCGCCAUCAAGUGCUAGGUUCCUGCCCGAAGGCCAGUCUUGGCCUACCUGUGGUCUUUAGGUGCCUUGUUUCAAUGUUUAUUCUGACGAUAACCACACCAAUGUACUUUUCAUUUGAGGACCUGCUUACUACAACUGUUUUAUGAAAACUCACCAGGUUAGGAAAAAUGGCUUUGGGUGUAUCGUUAUAGGACAGUCACGGUCUAAGUCCGUUAGCGGUAUCUGGAUCGUCUGCAGCCUGUGGCUUGGAUCUUUAGGACAGAAUGCAAAUGAACCGAAGACUUCGAAAGACCACGUCAGGCCAGUCAGCUUUCUGUGAAAGAGGGUGCUCUUCCCCACGUCUCUGUGCAGCUGGUCUCAGAGCACCAAGGGGAAACGUCUGGGGCGCUCAGCCAAACUGGUUGUCAUCCUGGGGAGUAAGAGCUGUGUGUCCCAUUUACGUUGACAGGAGACAGUACCAGAGGGUGUUACUGUCAUGUGAACUGGGUCUGCCUGGCUAUCUGAUGGGUUUUCCCAGCAGCAGGUACUUGAGAGAGGGCGCACAACACAAGGAACACUAAAUUGUGUUUUCCCAUGAGAACAAAACUGUUAGAACAAAUGAAAUACUCAGUUUGGGAGACUUUGGAAGAAGCUUCCACAUGCUGCUUCAGGUUCUGUAGCUCUUAGCACCUGUUCAGUUCUACUUGGUGUCUAAUCACCAAGGCGCUCAACUUCUGGUUUCUUCCCGUGGUGUCUUGUUGCUGUUUUUGCUUUUUUCUUCUUUGGAAAAAAAAUGAUUUCUAAUUCUUAAAAAAAAAAUCUUCCUUUUUUUCCCUCCUUUGGAAAAUUAAAAAUAAAUACAUGUGAGCUAAAUAGAUUUUAAAUAACUAUAUACCUGGAGAUUCCUCACAAUGUCUCAAAAGUAGUUUGAUACACAGUAAUUGGAAGAUAGAAGCUACUACCGUGUGUAAAUGUUUGUGAUCAAGAUUUAAUAGUGCAUUAAAUUUAUGUGUUACUUUUUGCUAAGAGCUGCCCAGUGAUACCGUGCACCUGUCUCCUUACUCUGGGAACCAUAUUCCAGAGGGAGCAAACCUGCUUUGAUUUCUUCUCAGCCAAAAUUGGGUCUCUGUGGCUAAGUGGGCUCUGGGGUCAGGAAGACCUGGGUUAGUAGAUGGGUAAUCUUGGCCAUGCCACUGGACCUGACCCCAAAUGUUUUCUGCCAUUAAAAUAGGGGUGAUAGUCUCUCUAUCCAUGGGAACUUAGGGUUUGAAAUUCAGGAAUAGAAACAAACCGCAGAGUAUAACAUCCUUGGUCUUCUUCCCCUCUGGCGGUUAGUGGGAGGGCAAAAGCUCCAAGUCCCAGAGAACGGGGACCACAGGUACCUGUUUCCCUUACACGGU